Messenger RNA from Xenopus laevis (African clawed frog), 582 nucleotides. Its product is annotated as RING finger protein 223. The record is from RefSeq and is a predicted model, not a curated record. The transcript has a single exon. The coding region runs from base 1 to 582 and encodes 193 amino acids. NCBI's taxonomy places the organism in Eukaryota, Metazoa, Chordata, Amphibia, Anura, Pipidae.
AUGAAUGGUUCCACCACCUAUGGAUAUGUUAUGGCCACAGAGGUUGCAGACCCAGAUCCCGAGGGCCACCCCAGGAGCGCCACAGAGUGCCCUAUUUGCUAUUCCUCUUAUGACAACAUCUUUAAGACCCCGUUGAAGCUUCCUUGUGCCCAUACCUUCUGCAUGGAGUGCCUUGGACGACUGUGCCUCUUUAUUAGGCAUUUGCAAGAAUUUCCGUGCCCUCUAUGCAGAACUGUAGUGGUGAUCCCCGUUGGGGGGGUCCCCAAAUUACCUCCAAAUCUUGAUAUUGUGGCCCAGCUCCCACCAGAUAUGCAGAACUUGCAGGAGGUCUGGGUGGAAGGGCACAAGCUCUGCUGGAUGAGAAAUAAGGACUCUGACCUGCACAGAAGCUCCUUGGUAACUGUCCAGCUGUUGUCCAACCCCACGGACAACAAUGCAAUUCAAGAGGGUCUGGUUGCUGUGCGCCAAAGCUUGUGUAGCACCCUCUGCAGGAACUUGUGGGGUCUUGGUCUAACCAUUUUUGCAUCUGGACUUUUUGUGUUCACAGUUAUAUUCCUACCUGUUUAUAUGAACUUUAAGUGA